This is a messenger RNA of Anolis sagrei ordinatus, 4953 nucleotides long. Its product is annotated as ictacalcin-like. The record is from RefSeq and is a predicted model, not a curated record. Lineage: Eukaryota; Metazoa; Chordata; Lepidosauria; Squamata; Anolidae. Gene Ontology annotation, molecular function: transition metal ion binding; calcium ion binding.
AUGCCUUACCUUCUGGACAGCCUAUGCACCAUCACUGGAGUUUUCUACGAGCAUGCCAAACGGCAUGGUGACAGCUCUACCCUGAAUAAGAGGGAGAUGAAGAGACUUCUCCUGAAGGAGUUCGCCGAUGUGAUAGAGAAUCCUCGUGAUCGCAAGACGGUUGAGCUGACCUUCCAGAUGUUGGACACCAAUGGAGAUGGCUUGGUGGACUUCAACGAGUACCUGCUCCUCAUCCUCAAAGUGGCUGAGGCAUGCUACACUCCCCUGAAGCCAAGACAAGACCUUGGGAAAAUAGAAAGAACCACAGCUGAGUGUGGAGGAGAACAACGACAAAACAACAGGAACCAAGUAGAGGACAAUGCAAGGACAGGAAGAAGCAUCCGUGAGAGAGGAGAUUCUGAGCAGAGAUAUCUUCCUCCAACUGAAGGUACUGAACGAGGGCAAGAGAGACGAAAUUGUCAUGCACUGGAGCCAGAGACACCAGUGGAUGAAAGGAGUCACCAAGAUCUUGAAAGGAGAGAUCAUCGUGGGAGAAAUCGUCCAUCCCAUGAGCCUCAGGAAGUGGAAGAUGGCCAAACAUACUGGUAUGGACAACAACAAAAGACUGAAGCAUGGUAUCAUCAAAUAAGACAGAGGGAUCCACCAGCUGAAGAGGAUUGUCAGCGCUGGUCACAGGAUGUCCUCCCAAGAAAUGAAAGGGAAAGACAACGUGAUGAAAGACAACACCAAGAAGUGAGAACUGAAAGGAGGGACAAUUAUCCAGAAGACAUGGAAACACAAUAUGAAAUUGGACCCCAUGAUACUGAAGGAUGCAUAGAUGAUGAGCAACGGGGUCAAAUUUGUAGGCAUGAUCCACUGGGUGAAUAUGACUCAUUACCCAGAGAAGAUAGGAGAACAUCUUGGCUCAAUGAUUCAGAAUGGGAGCAGAGGAGAAAUGAGACACAUGAGAGUGAACGCAGGGCCAGAACUAGUGAUCCUGAAUGGAGAAGCGGGCAUAGAGCAGACCGACAAGAUGAGCCUGAAUUAGGGCAAACUGAGAGGAGGAGAAUCCCCAUUCGUGAUCGAGAUGAGUGGACCCCAUCUUAUGCAUGUCAACCAAGAAGAAGGGAAGAAGAAGAGGACCAUCAAUGGUCAGACAGCAGAGAGAGAGAACAGAUUAGGAGCCAUUCACAUCAGUCUGAACCCAUGGAUAGUGAGAGGAGACCUCUCAAUUCUUAUGAGUCUGAGACCAGAGGUAGUGAGAGGAGAAGACCUCAAGGGGAGGACAUAAGAAGGCAGCAGUACCACCAGAACGAAGUAAUUGAAAGGAGGACGCCCAGGCCACUUGAGUCUGAAUCUGCUGACUGUGAGCAAAACAGGCCUCUGAUACAUGGACAAGAGGACAAUAAACCAAGAGAGCAAUAUUACGAAGAAGAAUCCCAGAGAAGACAAAGUCAAUGGAGAAGGACCCAGAUACAGGAUCCUGACCCCAAGGAGAGUGACUACAGAAGUUGUGAGAGGGAGAGAUCCCAGCUAACGGAGCCUCAGACCAGACGCACAGACCAAGACAGGUCCUGUGCCUCAGAUGGAAGUCCAAGAGAUCACUAUCAGAAGAGGCAACAGGGUGACAGGCCAGCACUAACGCAACAAAGGGAUAAUGAUCAGAGAAACAAUGAGGCAAAUAGGGGUGUUCAGAGGCAAGAGUGGAGAUAUGAGGUGGUCCCAAGAUAUGGUGGAUUACAAAGACAAUCCCCCAAACUUCACAUUUACAUUGAUGAUUUUGGCCAAAGGCACAGUGAUGACCAAAGAGAUGAUGAACAGAUAUGGAGAUCCCCUCCAUUUCGCCCUCCUACUUCAGACGUUGAGCAAAGGAGAAGGGAGGCUCGUGAUGUUGACCCAAGAGAUAGUGAUCAGCAAAUGACAACUCCCUUCUGUGAUCCUUUUUCAAGAAAUGUUGACCAAAAGCAAACCCAAGAACGUUGGCUUGAUGCAAGAGAUGAUGAACAACAGAAGAGAACCAAUAUUGAAAACAGAGAUUUUGAUCAGAGACAAACACAGAUACGAGACUUUGACAAAAGAGGUGAUGAACAGCAAAGGAGACAAUCAAAUUCUGUUGACACAAGACAUCGUCAACAGGAAAGGAGAUUUUCCUCUCACAACACUGAAGACAACAUUGCUAACCAGAGAAGAGGCCAAACACACGAGUUUGGCCAAAGAGAAGGUCAUCAUCAAGGGAGAUCUUCCUCACACAAUACUUGUGAUACGGAUAUUAACCAGGGGCAGCCAAGAACAUACAAUUUUAAUCCAAGAUAUGAAGAGCAGGAGAGAGGAACCUCUCCAUAUGAUGCUGAGGGUACAAACAUUAACCAAAGAAGAAUGCAGACACAAAACAUUGGAUCAAGGGAUAUUAAACAAGACAGCAGAUUCCCUUAUGCUGGAGAUGUUGUCCAGAGACGAACUCCCAUCCAAGAUGACAUUCGCCCAAGAGAUGGUGAACAACAGAAGGAAAGACCAUCAUGUAACACUUAUGACCAAAGACAGUCAAGAAUACACAACACUGAUAUAAGGAAUGAAGAGGAAGAGUGGAGGAACCCUUCACAAGAUUCUUAUGAUAUUGAUGCUGACCAGGUUGGUCAACAAGAUGAUGAACAACAGAGGAGAACUAACACCGAGGACAGGGAUGCUGAUCAAAGAAGAAUCUGGGUAUGCUACAUUGACCCAAGAGAUGAUGGACCACAGAGAAGAUCCUCUUCACGUGAUACUUAUGCUAGAGGUGUUGAUGAUAGAAGAACUCAGACCCAUGAAGAUGACCAAAGAAAUGAACAACAGAGGUGGACCCCUUCACGUGACAGCUGUGCUAAAGAUGUGGAUCAAAGGCAGUCAAGACCCCAUGCUGUUGACCCAAGAGAUGGAGAUCAGGAUAGGAGAGUUCUUUCCCAUGAUAUUGAGGGUAGAGAUGUUUGCCAUAGAAGAACCCAGACAUAUGACUCAAGGAAUGGUGAGCAGCAGAGAAGAACCCGUUCACAUACUUAUACUACAGAUAUUGAGCAGAGACAACCAAUAACAUAUGAUGUUGACCAAAGAGAGCAAUGGAGGAGAACUUCCACAUGUGAUGGUAAAGAGAUUAACCAAAGAAGGAUCCAGAUACAUGAGUAUGACCCAAGAGAUGGUGAGCAGCAAAGGAAUACCACUUCACAUGACACUUUGACUGGAGACUUUGACCAGAGAAGAACACAAGGGACUUACAGAAGGGAUGAUGGACAGCAGAGACAGACUAUUUCAUGUGGCCUUGAGGGUAGACAAAUUGACCAGAGGAGAACCCAAACAAAUCCAAGGGAUGAUGAAGAGCAGAGGCAACCCCGUUCACGUGCAAGAGAUGUUGACCAGAGAGGAACAUAUGAGGUUGACCCAAGAGAUGGUGGACAACAGAGGAGAACACCUUCAUGUGAUCCAUAUGUUAGAAAUGUUGACCACAGACAAACCCAGAUACAUGAUGAUGACCCAAGGGAUGCUGAUCAUCACAGAUGGUCUCAACCAGAAGACACUGAACGAAGGGUUAGUGAGCAGAGGGGAGCCCAAGCACCUGACACUGAUACAAGGGAACAAGGGGAAGACAAGCCAAGUUGCAUUGUCCCAAGAGAAGAUGAACGACAAAAAAGAACAACUUCACACAACGUUGAUGAAAGGACUCGUGAUCAUAGGAGAACCCAGAUUCAUGAGGUUGGCCUACUGAAUGGCAACCAGCAACAGAGAAACUCUUUAUGUGGCAUUGAUGUUACAGACAGGAGAACACAGAUAAAUGAAGGUGGCCAAAGAGAUGAAAAUGAGCCAAGGAGAACAACUUAUGUUAGAGAUGCAGACCGGAGGCAAACCCAAAGACCUGAGGUUGACCCAAGGCUUGGAGAAGAGCAGAGGCAAAUUCAAUCAUGCAAGACUUCCAUAAGGGAAGAUGAACAAGAGCCAACCCAGGCACACAAUGUUGACCCAAGAAAUGAUGAUCAAGAGAGGCAAGUACCAUCAGGUAGACCUAAACAAAGAGAAAGGGAGCAGAGACAAACCCAAGAACAUGAGAUUGAUACAAGUGAACCAAAGGAAACUGAGUCAUGUGGCAGUGAUCCAAGUCAACAGCAGAGGAGAAAUCUAUCGCAUGAACCUAGGACUCAAGAUGCUGACCAGAGAUCCACAAAGCCAUCUGAGGUGGAUACAAGAGAUCCUGAGAAGCACAGGGAUAGCCAAGUAAGGAAGAGUGGCCAGAGAAGGACAGCACAAACCGAUAAGGUUGACUCAAGAGAUGGUCAACAUCAGAGAUCAUCAAGAAACACAGAAGAAAGGUCCACUGACCAAAUAACAUGCCCUCAACCUGGUGACACUGACGUAUGGGUUAGGGAGGAGGAGGUAACCCAUGAGUCUGGAUCUAGAGACCGUAUUCGAAACAGACAAGGACAGCAAGCAUCUUGGCCUGCUCAAUCUGGCCACAUCCAGCAGGAAGGUGAGGUUGCAUCCAAAAGACGGGAGACAAAGACACAGCAGAAACUAGAGCUUGGAGCCACCAGAGAUAAGACAGCUUCCUCCUUGCCUUGUGGCCCUCAGAGCAUUGAGGGAAGUACAGGGCAGGAAGCCAACUCAGGUGCGAGAACAGUCGAUGAGCCUGAAGCAGCUCAAUAUGAAGAUGGAGAGCCACCUGGUACCUCAGAGAAACAGGAGCCAGUGGUUCAGGAAGGAGAUAACAACUGCCCUGGUCCAAGAGAGCAACCAUCAGAGGAGGGCGGUGAAGAAGCUCAGCUGCCGUUGGAAGAAGAAGAGGAGAGCCACAUUGGCACAGAACGGCCACGGCAGGGAGCUGAGAAAAUCCCUGGAUCACAAGAGCUUGACACCUCUCAAGGGAAGCCCAUUUUCCUGUGUGAAAAAGUCCCUCCUGUGUGCAACCCACUCUAUGAAUACCUUCUGGCUCAGAAGAAGCUGGAAAAACCCUAA